Messenger RNA from Paralichthys olivaceus (Japanese flounder), 341 nucleotides. Lineage: Eukaryota; Metazoa; Chordata; Actinopteri; Pleuronectiformes; Paralichthyidae. The record is from RefSeq and is a predicted model, not a curated record.
AUGUUCACGAUCUCGCAUGAAGCAGCUGAUCUCAGCUCUCACUGUGUUUCCUGUAUUUACAGAGACUUUGUGGAGCAGCACUAUGUAACUCUGAAGAAGUCCAACCCAGAAUUCCCCAUCCUGAUCCGAGAGUGUUCGGGAGUCCCGGCCCGGGUCUGGGCCAGAUACGAUUUCGGCAAAGAGAGCAGCAUCUCCGUGGACAAUAUGUCAGCUGAUCAGGUGGCCUCAGCUCUGCACACGCUGGUUCAGCCCAAACCCUAACUCCCCCCAACUGAAGUGGUUCAGUCAAGGACUCGUCUGUAAAUGUGUUCAUGUGAAUAAAUACAAAUUAUUUAACGUCA